AUGUCGUCCUGGUCCCCUCAACCGGCAGUAUUGCAGGAAAUCCUGCAAACAAUACAUGAAUUAACGAACAUGAACGUUACCGUCGUGCAGCGAAAUAUCACCCAGAAACUGAGCAAGUUCUCGGGUGUGCCGGACUACAUUGCACAUCUAGCCCAUAUCCUCACUACAACUCAAGAGGAGGUUCGCGUUCGAACAAUUGCUGGAGACCUUUUGCAGAAAAAUUCGCGCCUUAUUCUAAACGCCACUCCAGAAGUUGUCGCCUAUGUCAAGGUUGCAGUGUUGCAGGCAUUCACCGAUUCGACAGUGAUGAUUCGCAAUACCGCCGGUCGGGGUAUAGUGGUGUUUCUGGGGGUCCUCGAACCGAGGAAUUGGCUAGAGUGCCUUCAACAGUUGGUCAACUCGCUUGACUCGGAGGAUGUGGAACAUCAAGAGGCUGCAUUCAAUGUCUUGGAAAAAACCUGCGAGGACUACCCUCGCCAAUUGGAUGCAAUCUUCAGGCCCAGGGGCGGCCGACCUUUGGACCUCAUGAUCUCCAAGUUUCUCGCACUUACUGAACACCCUUCCGCCAGGAUGCGAGCCCACGCAGUGGCUUGCCUCUCAUAUUUAGUCCCCGUGAAGUGUCGAUCCCUCUUCGUUCAUAUCGACGCUUUCAUCGUCGCUUUAUCCAAGCGUACUUUGGACGAGGAUCCUCAAGUACGGCGUCAUGUCUGUCAGGCCCUUGUGCUCCUUCUCGCCGCCUGUCCCGAGAAGCUCAUGCCGGAGAUGACCAAUUUCACCGAAUAUAUGCUCUCCUCUACAAAGGACAAGAACGAGAAGGUCGCUUUGGAAGCAUGCAAGUUUUGGUUUAAUUUUGUCGAGGACGCACAUCUUACCGAAUAUCUGCACCCGCUGCUCGGGCGGGUGGCACCUGUCUUGCUUGAUUGUAUGGUUUUUGGCGACGAUGAUCUGCUCUGGUUGGAAGGAGACGCAGAAGACGCUGCCGUCCCUGACAAAGGCACGGACAUCAAACCACGGCAUUGCGGUGGCAAGUCACAUGGAUUGGAACGCGAGGAGAGUGGCGCUCCUGCGGGGGAGGAAGCGCAAGCUGGCGCCAAAGGCCGUGUUGGUGCAUAUGGCGAGGAGACUCACGACCUUGAUGAUGACUUCGCUGAGGAGUUAUCCACCUACUGCAGUCUUCGCACACAUGCCGCAACGGCUUUUACAGUAGUGGCGGAUCGGUUUGGGGCCGAUCUGUUGAACGUCCUGCUUGGGCCGAUAAAGGAAAAACUGUCGAGUAACAACUGGCGUCAGAGAGAAAGUGGUAUCUUGGCGCUGGGUGCCAUGUCCGAAGGAUGCAUUGGGGCUAUUGAAGCUUACCUCAGCACUCUAGUCCCUUACCUCAUUUAUACACUGAAUGAUCCCGAACGACUUGUUCGAUCAAUGACUUGUCGGACCCUCGGUCGUUAUGCUAGCUGGAUCUGCCGGUCACUCACCGAGACGCACAUGAUCCAGUACUUUGUACCAACCAUGGAAGGCCUGCUUCUCAUGGUCAUAGACAACGACAACCGUGUCCAAGAAGCCGGGUGUAGCGCCUUCAUAACUUUGGCAGAGGAGGCUGGGAUGGAGCUAGUACCCUACCUCGCGGUCGUCCUUCGCAUUCUCGUCCUCGCAUUCGAGAGAUAUCAACACGAAAACAUGCGCUUCUGGUAUGAGGCCGUUGGUACGCUGGGAAAUACUGUUGGCCGCCAGCUCUCGAAUCCAGUAUAUGUGGACAUAUUGAUGCCUUCGCUCGCAACUCGAUGGUCUCAACUGAAAGACGACGACAAGGACCUGAUCCCGCUGCUGGAGUGCCUCGCGUACAUGACCAUCGAUAUGGGUCCUUCUUUUGCCCCUUACGCCGGUCCAAUCUUUGAGCGAUGCAGCAACAUUAUACAAAAGCUGCUGCCCGAGUACCAACAGAACCCCGAGCUCGAGGAACCUUUCUUUGUGCGUGCCUUGCAAUUGUUAUCCGGCCUGACUCAAGGGCUAGGAAUGGCUUUGGAGCCGUUCCUGAGCCAGAGUCAGCUCGUGCAACUCGUCACCCUCUGCCUGAAACUUCCUCAGGCUCUUGCUAGACAGUCCGCAUACGAACUCAUUGGCGAACUCGCCAUGAGCUGCUUCACCAUCCUCCGCCCUCACAUGCCUGCUAUCAUGCCAGGGUUGAUGCUGCAGCUUGAUCUUGAGCCUGAAUUUGGGUUUGUGAACACGUCAAAGAACGCCACUUGGUCCAUUGGUGAAGUUGCGUUACGCUACGGCCGUGAUGAUCAAGAAUUCCAACAAUGGGUGAACCCUUUAAUCGCGAGGUUGAUUCCCAUCCUACUACACCCCAAGGCCCCUCCGACUCUACAUAAAAAUGCCGUUGUUUUGAUAGGAAUAAUAGGUCUAGUACACCCCGAUCUUGUCGCUCCUCAUCUGCCGCAAUUCGCGCAGGUGUGGUGCGAGUCCGUCCAUGGGGUCUGGGACGACAAAGAGAAAGACACAGCAUUCAGAGGGUUCUGCACCCUUGUUCAAACGAACCCUGCGGGUAUCUCUAAGUCGCUGUUGUGGUUCUGCGACGCAAUCGUCAGAUGGACACAACUAUCCGCAGUAUUAGACCACAUGUUCCGACGACUUCUGCAGGGCUUAAAGGGUAACGAGGUGAUAGAAUGGGCUGCACAGGUACCCCAAUUCCCGCCCGUUAUUCAAGAACGUCUCGCUGCCCGCUAUGGCGUGUAA
Molecule: messenger RNA, 2733 nt
Organism: Pleurotus ostreatus (oyster mushroom)
Lineage: Eukaryota; Fungi; Basidiomycota; Agaricomycetes; Agaricales; Pleurotaceae
Exons: 9
Coding region: 1-2733 (910 amino acids)
Biological process (GO): protein import into nucleus
Cellular component (GO): cytoplasm; nucleus
Molecular function (GO): nuclear import signal receptor activity
Source: RefSeq, a predicted model, not a curated record